Canis lupus familiaris (dog) is the source of this 4246-nucleotide messenger RNA. RefSeq names its product interferon induced protein 44 like (gene IFI44L). NCBI's taxonomy places the organism in Eukaryota, Metazoa, Chordata, Mammalia, Carnivora, Canidae. The transcript is spliced from 9 exons. The coding region runs from base 164 to 1507 and encodes 447 amino acids. The record is from RefSeq and is a predicted model, not a curated record.
AGCUGCCUGCUGCCUGCUACUUUGAGUUUCACUUUCUUUUCUUUCAACCACAGAGCUCUCAGUAGAACCUUCGUUCUCCACACUGUGGCUGCUGGAGGCAUCAAACAGAGCUGCUAACCAGACAUUGAAGCUCCAUCCAACUCUUAAAAGCAGAUACAGAACAAUGGCAGUCACAACCAGAUUGACAUGGAAUGAGGAGAAAAGACUGCAAAAGCUUCUUGGGAACGUGUCCUUGAGACUUCUUUAUAAGUCUAGUGUUCACCAAAGUGACAUUUUUUAUAUGCUUGAGAGGUGCAUUCAUCAGGGACCUACUGUUACAAUAAUUUACUUUUCUGAAGUUUUAUGGGUGGUCUUUAUGCUUGAGCAUUAUCCUGAAAAGUCUGAUAAGUUAACAAGGCCAAAUCCUUCCCUCAAGUUUUCAUUUCGAAAGGAUAGAGAAAGUGAAAUAACUGGAAUUUUAGAAACAGAAAUGAAAAUUGUUUCUAAACAACUGGAAUUUUAUUUCUUUGGCAAAAAGGAGUUCUCUGUAGAUCUAGGCAAAGCCAUACUUUCUACAUACACUUCAAAAGACAAUGAUUCAGGACAAAACUUCUGCCACAACACCAGGUUUUUGGAAUGUGAAGUUUUUCGAGUUGAAGGGAUUAAGGAUGAUACAAACUACAUAAGCAAGAUAACAAGAGCCAUGAAGUACAGAAAUCCACUUGUAGCCGAACUCAGAGCCUACAAGCCCUGUGUACACAUUAUUUCAGAAAUUCGUAUUCUCUUGCUGGGUCCAACUGGGUCUGGAAAGUCUAGUUUUAUCAAUUCAGUGAAGUCUAUUUUCCGAGGCCAGAGGACUCGCCAUGCCCCAGUGGGUGCUGAUAUCACCAGCAUUACUGAGCAGUAUAGGAUAUAUCCUAUUAAAUAUGGGAAAUAUGGCACAUGUCUGCAAUUUAGCUUGUGUGACUCCAUGGGGAUACAUGAGAAAGAAGGAGUAGGAUUGUGCAUGGAAGACAUACCCUACAUCUUAAAAGGCUGCGUGCCAGACAGAUACCAGUUGAACCCCAAUAGACCAAUUACACCCAAUCAUCCUACCUUCAUCUCCUCUCCAUCGCUGAAGGACAGGAUUCACUGUGUGGCUUAUGUCUUAGAUAUCAACUCUAUCCAAGAUCUCUCCUCUAAGAUGGUGGCAAAGUUAAAACAAAUUCAAAAAGAAGUCUUGAAAUGUGGUACAGCAUGUGUACUCUUGCUUACUAACAUGGAUAAUUGCAGUACCCUUCCUCAAGACAACUUUUUAAACAUGGCUAAAGCUAUGACUUCUCAAAGCCAGAUAAUGGAUGUCAGCAAAAUGCUAAGUGUUCCUAUUUAUAAUACCUUCAUGGUUGAAAAUUAUACAUCAGAAUGGGAGCUGGACCCUUUAAAGGACACUCAGAUCCUCUUUGUGCUAAGGCAGAUGUUACGGAUAGUAGAUGACUUCUUAGAGGAUAUGCCUCUUGAGGAAAUAGAGUCCCUGACAGCUUCUAACUGAUGGUGUCUUCUGGGAUCAGUCAUAUCUCAAGUUCAAAGGCCAACCCUGAGCAGAAGUGGGUUAAGACAUGCCCUACUGCAAAACCACCGUUUAGGAUUUUAAUUUCUGAGACACUCUUCUCAACCUCCCCAGCAAAAUGGACUAGCCCCUUACUUAUUUGCCUACAGCACUUUAUUUAAAACGUGUGUGAGUAUGAACACAUGGAGUAACAAUUUAAAAAUGGAUAGUUACUUCCCUAAAUGGAUGGUGAGUUCUUUAAGAAGUAGGGUUUGGCUUUUACAUAGCUUUGUAUUCAUAGAAUUUAGCACAGUGCCUGAUAGCAUGUAAGCAUGCUUGCCAUUAUGCAUUCCUCCCAACCUCCCCUGGGUGAUAACAGGUACUUAAAAUUUUUCUCCUUACAGAAAUGAAGACUGUAAGAGAAAGAAAUGAAGGAGAGAAAAAUGUACAUAGAGGAAUGAGAAUGUUUCACUUAUUUCCAGAUGAAGAUAUGAACUUAAGCUAAUUAAAAAGAGCAAAUAUUUCUUAAGAACUUACAUGUAUUACAUGUUAUUUCUGUAAAAAAAAACAACAACAACAAGAGUUUCUUCCUUUAAUGAACCUAUACCUGACUUGCAUGAAUUGAAUUCUAAACCAUCCUCAUCAUGAGUCCAGUGAUCAAAUGAGGUUACUAGUGUAAGUCAAUGAGAAGGUCGCCCUAUACAAGUGCCCAUAAGUGAUUGUAAGUUCCUCUGGGCAGCUGUAGAAGUUACGACUGUUUAGUAAAGAAAAAAAAAAAAAAACAAUUUCAGAAGAUAGGUUUUAGAUUCCCCCCCCCCCCCCGCAAAACCCUAACUCUCUUGUCCAAAUCUCUUUGUAUUUUUCAAAUGAAUAGACUUUGGUUCAAUAGUUAUUGAUAUUAAAGCUAUCUAAUGUACUUUUAGUCAGAAUUAUUGUCUUCUUUGGGAAGUCCUGUGUAUUAUGAGGGCAAAAAUUCCUUGGGGAGAGUUAUGGAGAAAGAACUAUUUCCUAAAGCAAAGCUAGAGGUAAGGCUGUGCUCCAAUGAAUGCUCAGGAUUCAUGAUUUAGCGGAAGUGAUGGGGAGGGUCUUUAAAAGAAAGGAAUAGAAUGGUCAGAUAUUGAAGGGGAGAGCCAGAAGUGGAUAUUGGAAACAGAAGCAGAGUUCCAGCCAGGAUGAUUGGGAAGUGGAUGUAGGGAGGAACAGGUCCAAAGAGUAAGAUGUGUUUUCUCCACAUAAUUGACGACAAAAACAAGCCUUGACUCUCGUUGGUUAGAAGACUGAAGGUGAUUAAAGACUUCUUCCUGGACAUCUUCACCUAUCAGGCCAUAGCUCAUCAAUCUCCAGGGGGACUCCGCAAAAAUCUGAGCAGAGGAAAGUUUUGCUAGAUGUGAAAUUAAAUUCAAAGUGGAACUUCUUUACUCUGAAGGGGUAGCCUGGAAUACCCUCAUGAAGGAGAUGGAGACCUUGAAAGAAAGAGGAAUAACGGAGAGAUCAAGAGAGAGGAACAAUGAGGGGUUGUCCAGGUGGAUCAACAUCAUUUGAGAGUGUAAAAUUGAGGCUAAGUUCCCCCCUUUCUUUGUGUGUUAAAAAGGACAGUGUUAGGUAAAGGAUGUCACAGUUUCUAAUCCUUCACUACUGUACUACUUUGGGGAUACUUAAACAUUUAAUGGGAUUAAAUGUAUAUUUGGGACUUAGGCUGGAAAAGGUUGGUGAGGGGAGCCUCAAAAAGGGAGACUCCUCUUUUAUCUGGGAAAGGACCUUUCCUGACUUUGAGGAUUCCGCUGAUUUUUCUUUACCAUCCUAACAGGAGGACUUACCACUUUGCCACACGUUAGAGGCCACCCAGGAUUUGGAAAAUUUACAUAAUUUACAUAACUUACAUAAUACCUGUACAUACAGGUACAGUCCAGCCAAAGUCACUAAAAUAUGUGUUAACAAAACAGUGUGAAGGGACAUUGUGGAUAAAGCACAAACAUAGUGGGAAGUAGAACAUCACCUGAAGGGAAAGGGAUGGUGGAGACAAUUUAAGCAUCAGUGCAAGAGACUUUGUGUGGUAGGUGGCUGGGUGGGUUGGCUUGUGGCAUUAAAAAAUGACUUUCUGAACCUAAGUGUGUCUGUUGACAGAGGAAUGGAUAAAGAAUACUAAACACACACACACACACACACACACACACACUGGAAUAUUCUUCAGCCAUGAAAAGAAGGAAAUUCUGCUAUUUGAGACAACAUGGAAGGACCUUACGGGCAUUAUGCUAAGGACAAUAAGUCAGAGAAAGACAAAUACUGCAUGAUCUCACUUAUCAUGUGAAAUCUUAGAAAGCCAAACUCGUAGAAACAGAGUAGAAUGAUGGUUGCCUGGGGCUGAGGGGUGAGGGGAAUGGGGUCAUGUCAUUCGAAGGGUACAAAUAUCCAGUUAUAAGCUGAGAAUGUUCUGGGAAUUUGAUGUACAACAUUGUGACUGUAAUCAACAAUGAGAUAUUAUAUACCUGAAAGUUGCUAGGAGAGUAGGUCUUACAUGUUCUCACCACAUGUACAAAAAAGGUAAUUAUUUGAGGUAAUGGAUGUGUUAACUAGCCUUAUUGUGCUAACCAUUUUGCAAUAUAUACAUGCAUCAAAUCAUCUCAUCGAAUAUCUUAAACUUACACAAUUUUAAUAUGUCAAUUAUAUCUUUUUGUUUGUUUGUUUUCCUGGGGAUUUUUAUUUAUUUAUUUGGUAAUAAAAUCCACUAGUUCUUGAGUAACA